Molecule: messenger RNA, 210 nt
Organism: Morchella importuna
Lineage: Eukaryota; Fungi; Ascomycota; Pezizomycetes; Pezizales; Morchellaceae
Exons: 4
Coding region: 1-210 (69 amino acids)
Source: RefSeq, a predicted model, not a curated record
AUGCGCUAUCUCAUACCGAAUCUACACCUUGUGCCAUCCCAUACCCGUAUCGGCAGCAAGUACCUAUAUAAUAGGAUGGCCCGCAGUAACGCAAAGUCAGCAGAACAGCUGAAAGACUUUAAUUAUUUUACCGCCAUUCUAAGCAAGCGGAGCUCAACUAUCUAUGAUAAAAUUCACUUUAGAUACCAACGAGGGAUUGUAAAGUGUUGA